AUGAUAGAAGUUUUAUAUUUACCAAAAAACACGACUACUGUGCUUCAACCGAUGGAUCAAGGAAUCAUUAGAUCAUUCAAAUCUCAUUUCAACAAAUUUAAAUUUAAACAUAUAAUUGAACAAAUAAACUACGGUAACGCAACUAUUGAAUGCUAUAAAAAAUUAACCCUGAAAGAUGCAGUCUUAUUUUCUUAUCUAGCCUGGAAAGAUGUGUCAGUGGAUACAAUAUCAAAAUGUUUUCACCACGCCAAAUGGGAAAACAGAAUUGAAGAACCUAUUAUGGGAGACCAUAAAAUAAAAAAUUUCGAACAAAUUAUAGAAAAAUUAAUGAUCACAGAUCCCAUAAAAGAGGAGGAGUUUAUAGACUUUACGUACUCUGAAAAUGACGAACUUCAUGAAUUGUUCAAAACAACAAACUAUGAAAAUAACGAUGAAAAUGCAAUUUUAGACAGUUCAAUUACUGAAGAUUGUGAAAGAAACAACUGUAUUACACAUCGAGAUGCGAUAAAAUGUUUGUUUCGACCUCAAAAAAUAUUUUUCACAUGA
Octopus sinensis (East Asian common octopus) is the source of this 546-nucleotide messenger RNA. RefSeq lists its product as uncharacterized. Lineage: Eukaryota; Metazoa; Mollusca; Cephalopoda; Octopoda; Octopodidae. The record is from RefSeq and is a predicted model, not a curated record. Bases 1 to 546 code for a protein of 181 amino acids. The transcript has a single exon. Gene Ontology annotation, molecular function: nucleic acid binding.